UGCCGCGCCGCAGCAAUGGCCGCCGCCGCCGCAGCCGCCGCGAGAUCCUUCCUCCGAUCCGGAUCCGCCACAGCCUCCCUCCGCAGCGCGGCCGCCAGGGCCGCCUCUCGCUCCGGGCCGGCUGCCCCCUCGAGGCGGCUCCUCUCCUCUCCUCCCCGCGCCCGCCUCGCCCUAAGGUCGCCGCUGGAGAUGAGCAGCGCCUGCUUGGAGUCGCUGAUGCCCAUGCACAGCGCGACGGCCUCGGCGCUCAUGACCUCGCUCCUCGCCGCCCCGGCUCGCGUCGGUUCCUGCUGGAUCUCCGAAGCUGGCAAUGACGACCUGUGAAAAUAUCUAGGUGGAAUGUAGCAGACUAAAUCCAGUCACCACAAAUAUUCAGACUUAUGAUGGGUGAGGACGAAGGUCUGGGAUGAAGAGACGCCCUGUUUAUUUUCGCCAGUAACUUUUAUGAUGUGAGUUGAAGAGCUGGAGCUUAGACUAUUCGUUUCUAUUUGUAGAUGAAUGAUCUCUUGUUGUGGGAGCCUGGUGUGACUGUGAUGGUAGCUGCUAAGGACCUCUCCCACUGAAUUUGAGCUACGUUUUUAAUCUGCCUUUCUUCCCGCUCUGUUCCGGGAAUUUGGUAUGUAUUAAGCGUCUGCAGGAUUAUAACAGAAUUUGGGGGCGCACAAGAAAUAAUAUUGAGUUCAUUUCUGGGGCCA
This is a messenger RNA of Hordeum vulgare subsp. vulgare (domesticated barley), 695 nucleotides long. Its product is annotated as protein NUCLEAR FUSION DEFECTIVE 6, mitochondrial-like. The record is from RefSeq and is a predicted model, not a curated record. The coding region runs from base 16 to 324 and encodes 102 amino acids. NCBI's taxonomy places the organism in Eukaryota, Viridiplantae, Streptophyta, Magnoliopsida, Poales, Poaceae. Gene Ontology annotation, cellular component: mitochondrion. The transcript is spliced from 4 exons.